Oncorhynchus mykiss (rainbow trout) is the source of this 1340-nucleotide messenger RNA. RefSeq names its product 3-hydroxyacyl-CoA dehydratase 2 (gene hacd2). The record is from RefSeq and is a predicted model, not a curated record. Lineage: Eukaryota; Metazoa; Chordata; Actinopteri; Salmoniformes; Salmonidae. Gene Ontology annotation, cellular component: endoplasmic reticulum membrane. Gene Ontology annotation, molecular function: 3-hydroxyacyl-CoA dehydratase activity. Gene Ontology annotation, biological process: fatty acid elongation; very long-chain fatty acid biosynthetic process; sphingolipid biosynthetic process.
UUGUAGAAUACUAGUACCAUCGGGCACACUUAUCCGGCAGCGCCAAGUGGGGUUCAGUCAUGUCGGCACCUGCUAUGGGGACCACGAAGACGGCGCACAGUGAUGUGGCCCCGAAGAAAAAGAGGGGACCGGGUGCACUGGCUACGGCGUAUCUGGUUAUAUAUAACGUGGUAAUGACAGCUGGGUGGCUGGUCAUAGCCGUGGGCCUGGUGCGGGCCUACUUGGCCAGAGGCAGCUACCAUGGCCUGUACUACUCUAUAGAGAAACCACUGAAGUUUUUCCAGACCGGAGCUCUUCUGGAGAUAUUGCACUGUGCAGUAGGGAUCGUGCCGUCCUCAGUAGUUUUAACAGGGUUUCAGGUCUUGUCACGAGUCUUCCUAACCUGGGCCGUGACACACAGUGUUCGAGAGGUCCAGAAUGAAGACAGUGUCCUGCUCUUUGUGUCAGCCUGGACCAUCACAGAGAUCAUCCGUUACUCCUUCUACACUUUCAGUCUGCUCAACCACCUGCCCUACCUCGUCAAAUGGGCACGGUACACAUUCUUCCUAGUGCUGUACCCCAUGGGAGUAACUGGCGAACUGCUGACUGUCUAUGCAGCCCUGCCCUACGUUCAGAAGACAGGCCUCUACUCUGUCACCCUUCCCAACAAGUACAACUUCUCAUUCGACUACCACACCUUCCUCAUCCUCACCAUGGUCUCCUACAUUCCAUUGUUUCCUCAGCUCUACUUCCACAUGAUGCGUCAGAGGAAGAAAGUCUUGUGCCAUGUGGAGGAGUACAAAACAGAGUAAACAAACACAAUGACACACAGCAGCCUAAUCACUUCAUGACACGGGCAGGAAUGGAAACAGACGAGAACCUUUUAAAUUGGCCAAGCAUGUUUUUUUAAUAGAUUUUUUUAUUUUUAUGACUGCUUGUUGAAAUAUCAUAGAAAGCCAUCUCUUUUUCAGAUCAAGAAAAUAAUAUGGGGAAUGGGGAUGAUCGAUCUAACUAUGGUUCUUGGUAAUCACUUGGGUCAGUUUUGGACUGUUGCCUGGUUAAUCAGAUGCUCAAGUCAUUUACAAUAUACAAACUGCUUUUUGUUUUCCUUUAUAAGCCUUAUGAUCCCUGGUCAAAAGUUGGACACUAUAUUGGGAAUAAAGUGUCAUUUGGGACGCAGAAAUGCUUUGUGCUCAAAUGAAUAGUUGUUAUUUUUGUUAAGAUAGAAGGUUCCAUAUUAGUCUGACUCUCAACUGAGCACUAUGCCUGUUAAAUGAUUUGAGUCAUUUAUUUUUUAUCUGCAGAACUUCUGAUCAAAUUCCCUGUUUUGGUGUAAUAAAACUAUUUGAUUUUAUUCUGUG